Neolamprologus brichardi is the source of this 7344-nucleotide messenger RNA. The record is from RefSeq and is a predicted model, not a curated record. NCBI's taxonomy places the organism in Eukaryota, Metazoa, Chordata, Actinopteri, Cichliformes, Cichlidae.
CUACCUUGGUGGAGCAAGUGGGGACUGAAGUCGUGUGGAGAUACGCUCAGACUGCUGGUGAAACUUUUAGGACUUUAAUAUCCAUGACAUUUAUCAGGGGCUCUGCAGAAAGGAUUCCAGGAAUCUUGCCAUGUUCAAGGCAGUGCUGAAGAAGAACAGAGAUGGAGGCAAGGGGAGCAAGAAGGAUUCAGGUGACGUUCAUAGCCAUAGUGUCCAAAGAAGAUUCCCGACUGAGGGAAACCCCCAGCCCCAGGGACCUGGCAGUGGUCUCCCUAAUGCACAGGAUGAAGUUUUCAGGUUAAGCCUUGCCAAGGGAGUGUCCAUGUCUCUCCCGUCCUCACCUCUGCUGCCUCGGCAGUCCUACAUGAUGCCCUUGCGCAGUAACAAGCGAUCACCAGGUCCAGUUAGGAAGCCCAAAUAUGUAGAGAGCCCUCGCGUGCCUUCUGAUGCCAUCGUGUCAGCUCGGAGGAAAGCGACCGAUAACAAGGAGUCGUCCCACAAUGAUCUGCAAGCGGAGAAACAGCCAAGCUCCUCCUCCCCUGCCACUCAGGAACUGAUGACAAGACUGGGCUUUUUACUGGGAGAAGGGAUCCCGGGUACGGCACGCAUACCUAUGGACGACAAGAAUGAAAAGAAGUGCUCUCUGACUAGCCAGGGCAUCAGCCCCUGCUCCACACUAACAAGCAGCACGGCGUCUCCCAGCACUGACAGCCCAUGUUCCACCCUAAACAGCACCACGAGCCGUCCCCCACUCAGCCGCUCCAGCCCCUGUGGGACCAUCACCAGCCCCAGUUCCACGCUAGAGAGCAAGGACAGUGGGAUCAUAGCCACCAUCACUAGUUCUUCAGAGAAUGAUGACCGCAGCGGCUCCAGCCUGGAGUGGAGUAAAGAUGGCAGCCUAAGAGGCAGCGGUCGCCAUGGCCUGGCACAGAGCGUGCGGGCGGACACCUGCUCUCCUGUGGCCGAAGAAGACUCCAGCAGUGCCACAGCAACACCUGCAGACACCCCAUCCAGGACAGACCAGCAGCACCCUAACGUAUCUGCGGGUGCUUCAGGGCCACCACACCCUCCGAGUCACUCACCUGAGGGACCCAUUGCAUACCCGCCACAGACAUCAGCUUCCCUCAUGAUGCCGAGGCCAAACUCUGUAGCAGCCACCAGUUCCACAAAGCUUGAAGACCUGAGCUUUCUUGAUGAACAGCGCAAUACCCCCCUCCGGACAUCUAUUCGCCUACCCUGGCAUAAUACAGGAGGAAGGCCCCCUCAGGACGCUAAAGCGCGUUUUGCUCCCUACAAACCCGUGGACAUCAUGCUCAAACCUUUGCUGUUCGAGGUUCCCAGCAUCACCACAGAUUCUGUGUUUGUGGGCCGAGAUUGGCUCUUUCAGCAUCUGGAAGAUGUCCUAAAGGCCGGCGAGUCCACAGAGAACCACGGUGCUGUGGUGGUGGGCAGCGUGGGUUAUGGGAAGACGGCCAUCAUCUCCCGACUUGUGGCGCUGAGCUGCCAUGGGGGACGCAUGCGUCAGAUCGCCUCCAACAGUCCCAGCGCCUCCCCGAAAACUGGCCCAGGACAAAGCACAGAACUUCCGCUGAGCCAACCUCCACAGCCCACUCCACCAUCCAGUGCUGCCAACACACUGAGGACCAGUAGUUGCCCAGGAACUCCUGAGAUGCAGCGGCACAGGGAGGAGGCUGUCAAACGCCUGGCUGCAAAGGUGGUGGCUUAUCAUUAUUGCCAGGCAGAUAACACGUACACUUGCUUGGUCCCAGAAUUUGUGCAUAGCAUCGCAGCCCUUCUGUGCAGAGCACAUCAACUGAGUGCGUACCGGGAGCUGUUGCUGAAAGAGCCCCACCUCCAGAGCAUGCUCAGUCUGCGCUCCUGUGUCCAAGACCCCAUGGCUGCUUUCCGGAGAGGAGUCCUGGAACCGUUGGCCAACCUUCGGAAAGAGCGAAGGAUUCCAGAGGAAGAUUACAUAAUCUUAAUAGACGGGCUGAAUGAAGCGGAGUUCCACAAACCAGACUAUGGAGACACCAUUGCAUCCUUCAUCACAAAAAUCAUUGCCAAGUUCCCCUCCUGGCUAAAACUGGUGGUCACUGUUCGAAUCAACUUGGUGGAGAUCACCAGCCUCCUGCCCUUCUCCAAAAUCUCCCUGGAUGACUUUUCUGACAACAAAGAGAUCAGCAAUGACCUCAACGCAUAUAUCCAGUAUCGUAUCAACGGCAGCAAGGACAUCAUGAACAAUAUUAGCCUGAACGGCAAAGCCGAUCCUAUCACAGUCGGCAAGCUAAGUAGCCACCUGAUCUCCCGCAGCCAAGGGUCCUACCUGUAUCUCAAACUCACCCUGGAUCUGUUUGAAAGAGGCCACCUCGUGAUCAAAAGUGCCAGUUACAAAGUCGUGCCUGUUUCACUGGCAGAACUGUACCAGUUACAGUGUAACAUGAAAUUCAUGACCAAUUCAGCCUUUGAGCGCUCACUGCCGAUCCUCAACGUAUCGCUCGCCUCGCUGCACCCCCUGACUGACGAGCAGCUGUUCAACGCCAUCAACGCGGGGUUCGUCCAGGGGGAGCUACAGUGGGAGGACUUUCAGCAACGCAUGGAGCUGCUCUCGUGCUUUCUCAUCAAACGGAGGGACAAGACGCGCAUGUUUUGUCACCCUUCCUUCAGAGAGUGGCUGGUGUGGAGAGCUGAUGGAGAGAGCACGGACUUCCUUUGUGACCCCAGGAGCGGUCACGCUCUCAUGGCUUUCAUGUUAUCGCGCCAAGAGGGGAAACUGAAUCGGCAGCAGACAAUGGAGCUGGGACACCACAUACUCAAAGCACACAUCUUCAAGGGUCUGAGCAAGAAGACAGGCGUGUCAUCCAGUGUCCUUCAGGCUCUGUGGAUAAACUGCAGCACUGACGGCCUUUCUGCAGCCCUGGCCUCCCUGAGGAACCUCUACACACCUAAUGUCAAGGUAAGCCUUUCUUCAGGUUUGCUCCUGCACAACAAAGGACUUUUAAGUCGACCUAAGAUGAUUUGUUUUAAUUUUUACAUGGUCUUACUGAGGUAAUGCAAAUUGAAACAUGCAUUCUUUUUUUUUGGUAAUGUGCUGGAAAAGCUUGAAAAUGGACCUUGAAAGUGCAUAAAAAUUACUUAAAUUUGAAAAAUGCGUAUGAACCCUGCAUACGGUACAUUUACCUCACAGGUUUUUGCUGUUUCUGUUUAUUAAAACCAAGAAUCUUGUUUUUGCCAGGUUGAUCAUGUAGAUAAGAGUGGCCAGUGUGCUCUGGUCCAUGCUGCCCUACGAGGACACCUUGAGAUUAUCCAGUACCUGCUGGAGCUAGAAUGGAGUGCUGAGGGGCAGCAGCAGGACUGCUCUCUGAAGAGCAAAGCUCUGCAGCAGGCUUUGAUUGCAGCCUCGAGCAUGGGGCACACACAGGUUGUGAGAGGCUUGCUGGCGUUGAAUAAUGAGCACGCUGUGCAAAUUGAUAGUCAUGACACACUGUGGGGAGAGACAGCCUUGACGGCUGCAGCCGGCCGUGGCAAGAUGGAGGUAUGCAGCUUUCUGUUGGAGCAGGGGGCGGUGGUGCAGCAGGUCAACAGGCGGGGGGUGUCUCCUCUCUUCUGCGCGGUCAGACAGGGACACUGGCAGAUUGCAGAGCUGCUGCUACAGAAUGGUGCUGACAUUAACAUCAGUGACAAGCAGGGCAGGACCCUGCUCAUGGUGGCCGCUUGUGAGGGUCACCUGAGUACUGUGGAGUUUCUGCUUUCUAAAGGUGCAUCUUUAACGUCGAUGGACAAGGAGGGACUGACGCCCCUGAGCUGGGCAUGUUUAAAAGGACAUAAGAAUGUGGUGCAGUUUUUGGUAGAGAAGGGUGCGGUCAUCGACCACACGGACAAAAACGGACGAACUCCACUGGACCUCGCUGCCUUCUAUGGAGACGCAGAGAUUGUCCAGUAUUUGGUGGAAAGAGGAGCAGUGAUAGAGCAUGUGGACCACAGUGGGAUGAGGCCUCUGGACCGGGCCAUAGGUUGUAGGAACACGUCGGUGGUGGUGACUCUAUUAAAGAAAGGAGCAAAGCUGGGGAACGCUGCUUGGGCCAUGGCUACUUCAAAGCCUGACAUCCUCAUCAUCCUCCUUCAGAAGCUGAUGGAGGAAGGAAACCUGCUUUACAAGAAAGGGAAGAUGAAAGAGGCAGCCCAGAGGUACCAGUACGCCCUGAGGAAGUUUCCCAGAGAAGGCUUCGGUGAUGAACUGAAGGCAUUUAAAGACCUGAGGGUCUCCCUGUACCUCAAUCUCUCCCGCUGUCGCAGGAAAACCAAUGAUUUUGGGAUGGCUGAGGAGUUUGCAACAAAAGCACUGGAGCUGAAACCCAAAUCCUAUGAGGCCUACUAUGCCCGUGCCAGAGCUAAAAGAAGCAGCAGGCAGUUUACAGCAGCCUUAGCUGACUUACAUGAAGCAGCCAAGCUGUGUCCCAAUAACCGGGAAAUCCGCCGUCUGCUGGCUCGAGUGGAGGACGAAUGUAAACAGAUGCAGCGAACUCAGACCAAAGGAGGCCUCGGUGGGGCUGCAGCUGCAUCCAGCCAGGCAUCAGGAGGCCAUGAGUCUGACCAGGAGCAAGACGAAGGGCAGGACGACCCCUCAGAGCACAGCCUUGCUAGGAGUGUAGAAGGCCAAAGAGAUAUUCUUGAAGAGGAGGAAGAGGAGGAUGCCGCCAUGCAGCAUGACAGGACAAGUGAAGCCUGCUGGUCCCAGAGCAGUUACUCUUUUAACAAAGUCUUACCCUCUGAGUCAGCGGCCGCCAGCAUCAGUGUGGGACACCAGAAUCAGAGUCUGAGCCCCAGCUCACCCCCAGGCCCCAGCAGGCUUCCUCCUCACAGGUACCCUCGUGAGCAUCGGGAUGCCCUGCCUCAACAGGGGCUGGUUCUGCAGCCAACCAAGCAAGCCCAAAUUGUCAAGACCAAUCAGCACAUGAGUUCCAUGCAGACCGGGGGAGGAGCCGUGGGGGGUCGCUCGGCAGGGCCCAAAUCUCAGUACGCUCCCUCCAGUCCGUUACCCAGCCGACACAUGUCCAGCAUGCUGAAGCCGGGCCCAGGUAUCGACAUCGGCCCUCUGCCCCCCCCAGCUGACGAGCCCAUGUAUGGGAACCGCAUGUUGCUGGCAGCUGCCUCCUCUUCCAUAGGUCACAGUUGUGAAAGUGAGAGUCUCCACUCCUCUCAAGCCUCUUACUCAUCCUGCAGCAACUCUAAAGGUCUGGGCCAAGACAGGCUGUCUGCCCACUCCGCAUCGUCCUUGGAUGGCUUGGCCUGCUCUGGUCCUGGAUUCCAGGGGAAUCACUCUGAGUCUGGAAAGGAAGGGAUGUGUGCUGCAGCGGGAUCCCAGGGAGGCGGCGGCGGCAGCAGCAGCAUGCGUGUGUCUAGUUCCACAAGCAGCCUGGCAUCAAGCAGCAGCCUGUCAGACAGCGGCAAGCUAGGUCCUGACGUUCGCACCAAGAUCACUGACAAAACAAAGCACAGCCAACAGGGCAGCGCCGCAGCCGAGUACAAACCCAGGCCCUUCAUGGGCAUAACCGACAAGACGGCCCGCUUUCAGCAGCAGCAGCAGCAGCAGAUUCAACAGCAGCAGCACCACGGCUUGCAGAGUCACCCGAGCCUGCAGUCUAUCGGUCGCAGCUGGCUGAACCACUCCUCCGACGGCCUCGUGUGUCACAACAUGUCGACAAUGGGCCUGCAGUCUGUCGACGGCAAAACGGCGGGCUCAUACCAGGAGCAGCACAAACCUCCACCACCUCAGGGUGGUAUGGCGAUGAGUAGCUUACAAAAUGGCAUGCAUGCCAAGGAAUUUGCAGAGAAGUUCUGCCAAGCUGCCAACUGUUACAAAGAGUCCAAGCCAGCACUGGCUAUGCCACACACGUUAAUGGACAGUAAGCCUAAGCAGCCUGGCCUAGCUCGAGAUAAUCCUGCCAUUCACGUAGCUUCAAUGAAACCAAAGCGAUCAUUUAUAGAGUCGAAUGUGUAGACACGCGUCUUUUAUCUCUCUUACAGUCCUUAACGCACACGCGCACAGACACAAGGAAAAAUCGAAAGUGAGAGGGACUUGUUUCAUAUUUUUUAACCAACCCCAGAGUGCAGUCUGACGUUGAGUCUUAUAAGGAGUACAGUUUGCAAGCUGUUUGUUUUCCCGGGAAUUCAGGCACCAAGCAGCGUGCAGAAGGCUCCAAAUUUUUACUCGUUCCAAUCUGCCGCUUCUGGCUGUCAGCUUUUGUUACAUGACAUGUCCGUCGUCGUUCAGCCAGGCUGGAGACAAAGCACUGAAGGAAGUAUCCAGACAUGUACUCUACAGUCCUGAUCAACAAAACGGUGGCAAUGAGCACUUUACACAGUUAGCAAGUGCUUAAACAACAUAUUCAGUUUCAGCUUAAUGUUAUUACAGAAUAAUUCAUUUACGUCCAUGGUGCUGAGAGCAAAGAAAUUCGGUCUCUUUAAAAAUGAUUGAGAACCCUUUGUUUUCUGCACACUUUGCUGCAAUUGCUUUUAAUUCAAUUUGAAUAAAAUUGUCAUUUUACACUCAGUAGCCCAAAAAUGAUAAAGUGCAAACACAUUUGCUGAGUUCUUUGUAAUUUCAUUGAAAAUCAGACACCGAAGCCUCUCAUUCAUCUGUUUAAAUUUGCAAAAGAGCAAAGUGUGCACAAAAUAAAUGGAUGUGAAGGAAGACGUAGUCCCCGGUGAAACGUUCAGAGGGUUUAAGGGACGGGCAUUCCUGUGUUUUACGAAGGACGUUAUAGAUCCUCAUGUUGUGUAUAUUAUAUAAAUAUGUACUUUUCCUUCUUUUCAGUGAAGGUCCAUGUUAAGUGUAUUGACAAGUUCCGACUUGUGUAUCUCGAGUUUUAGGCACAAUGUUGUUCAAAUGGUGUUAAAGGUUCUAAAACAAAAAAGCAUUUGUUAAAUAUGUUUGUACAUUAUAUAAAAUCACCAUUAACACUGAAUUGAAUUCCUUUCUGUAUCUGCUUGUUGUUGCUGUCUAGUUUAAUUUAUUUACAGCGCCAAUGGCUUGGUUAAUUGUAAAAGCAAUAUAUUUUAUAUAGUUAUUUUUGCACAGCUACUAAGACAUUUUAUGAUUCUCAGUGUUGAGAUUUAAGUGCAUGCUUCAAUUGCAGUUUAUAUUACAGAGUGGAAAAAAGUCUAUAAAAGCAGGAAAAUGGUUUGGGGACUCAGUGCCAUCAGUUCUAUUUUAUUAUGUACAUUAAAUGCAAUUGUUGCCAUGUUUUCAGUAUUGUGAGCUUUAUUAGCUGUGAUCACAUACUGUAAUUGAACAUUUUUGCCAUAGCUACCAUGGGAGAGAGAAAUAAAGACCCACUGAGGAAA